Messenger RNA from Cyphomyrmex costatus, 915 nucleotides. RefSeq names its product deoxynucleoside kinase. Gene Ontology annotation, cellular component: cytoplasm; mitochondrion. Bases 21 to 899 code for a protein of 292 amino acids. The record is from RefSeq and is a predicted model, not a curated record. The transcript is spliced from 4 exons. Gene Ontology annotation, molecular function: deoxynucleoside kinase activity. Lineage: Eukaryota; Metazoa; Arthropoda; Insecta; Hymenoptera; Formicidae.
GAGUACUUUCGGCGGGAAACAUGCCUCUUGGCAGGCUUGGUCAGCGUCUGUCGUGUGUCGCAGUUCGUCAUCAUCGAGCAGCUUGCGUGUCUACAACGUGCGUUUCUCAACCUCAAGGAGUUUUAGUGUCACGUGAAGGAUAUUACGGAAGAUAUAAGACGCGACAUAAAGAAAGAAAUAGCUGCAUCAUGGAAAUGCUUUCAACGAAGAAGCUUUACAACAACCCGUUUACGAUCUGCAUAGAGGGAAAUAUCGGAAGUGGUAAAACAACAUUCUUGAAUCACUUCCAGAACUUUAACAAUGCUACCAUUUUACAAGAACCAGUGGACUUGUGGCGAGAUGUGGCUGGAAUAAAUUUGUUGGAUCUUUUCUACAAGGAUCCAGCACAUUACGCCUUCUUGUUUCAAUCAUAUGUUCAGUUAACUAGGCUACAGUUACAUACUAUGGCUACACCAUCACCCUAUAAAGUUAUGGAAAGGUCUGUGUUUAGCGCAAAAUGUUUCCUAGAAAACAUGAAGCGUAUGCACAUGAUACAGGAUGUAGAAGCGGUAGUUUUAGAAAAUUGGUAUGAUUGGUGUAUGGAAAAUACAAAUAUAAGGGCAGAUUUAAUAAUAUAUCUGAGGACAACACCGGAAGUUGUAUUUCAAAGAAUGCAAGCACGCGCACGUAAAGAAGAGGAUUCUGUGUCGUUGGAAUAUCUAAAACAAAUUCACGAAAUCCACGACGACUGGCUCUACAGACAAACUCUAUUUUCUUUACCGGCGCCGGUUAUGAUCAUAGACGGUGAUAAAAGUUUCGAAGAAAUGGUGCCACAAUUUGAGAAGUGUAAAAAUCGGAUACUCGACGAACAAACUGAUGGCACAACAAGCCCCAGAAUCGUUUUAAAUACUAAAGCAUAACGUAGGCUGUUUAUGC